AUGGGCAUCAGUGGAUAUCUUGCGGCGAAGAGGGAAACAACUACGAAGAGCCGAGACCAUGGCGAAGGUAAGACCAAGGGAUUCCCGCCUGCGGUGGUCGGACUGUCAGUAUCCGUCGGAUACAUGCUCGGUGGUCUGCUACCGCUGUUCCUCUACUUCUUCGUCAGUCAAGUAGCUGAUGGUCUGCGUUGGAGCUUCGCUGUCUGCGUUUUGGCCUUGUUCGUCUUCGGGUUUGCUAAGGACUAUCUUCUCCACAACGAAUCCGUUGAAGGGAUGCGGAUAGUCGUUAUGGGAGGUAUUACCGCCACUGCAGCUGUUCUAUGCGUCAAACUCUUCGAGGGUGUUUCACUGUAA
Daldinia decipiens is the source of this 354-nucleotide messenger RNA. RefSeq lists its product as uncharacterized. The transcript has 3 exons. Gene Ontology annotation, biological process: intracellular manganese ion homeostasis. The record is from RefSeq and is a predicted model, not a curated record. Bases 1 to 354 code for a protein of 117 amino acids. Lineage: Eukaryota; Fungi; Ascomycota; Sordariomycetes; Xylariales; Hypoxylaceae. Gene Ontology annotation, molecular function: manganese ion transmembrane transporter activity.